AUGCCGCCGACCAGCCUUCUACCAGCCUCUGCUGCCGCCUUUGCCCCCAGGGCGUCGCCUACCGUGGUGUUAUCAAGAGUGGAACAGUGGAUGACCGUCACUUUAAAGCGAGUGAACAAAGUGAAGAGGCCGCUAAAUAACGUCGGGCAGCAUACCCGAUGCCUUACAGAGAUCCUCUCCCACCAGAAUGCCAUCUGGAAUUUAUGUUCAAUCAUGCUGCCCAAGGCUCCCGAGUCCAAGCUACCCAAGGAUGAUAACCCGCUCGUGGAUGCUCUCUUUAACUACCAGCUCGCUCAUAUGGAGGCCUACGUCGUGCAUGUCGAUAUGGUCUCACAGAACGAAAUCGCAUUUAAGCUGACUCCAGAGACUAUCGAGACCCUCAUCGACCAUCAUAAGGAAAUCUACUCUGUCGAUACUGCAAGCAAGACAUGGGACUGGCCCGAGAAGGAGAUCCAGCUUAAGAAGCUUCAAGAGGAAUUCGUCCAGGCCGUUAACCGGUUUGUAUACCGGACAAGCGCCUCUGCACUGGAAGGUAUGGAGGAAGAAGGCGCUGGAGAGCUGCUCUGUGGCCUGGCAGACGAAGCCAAAGCCGCUAUCAUGGGACUCUUCGUGCCUCUACUCCCUCCUCCGCCACGAAUUGUCGAUGUGGUGCGUUCUACGCCAUUAGUUCCUUCUUCCACUGGCCCUGAUGAUUGGUGGCAUCAUAGCCCGACCCAGCAAUCGCCUUCCCCAGUUGACUCCUGGGAUGUUCUGCCUUCCAGCCCAAGCACGACGACAAGUGACUCGCAUCCGAAUAUGUGGCCCAACAUCGGCUACAAUGACAUGUCUCUGUCCUCGCCUCCCUCCUCGCACUGCCAGCCCUUCUCGACAGCCGCCUUCACCACGUCAGAGUUCUACGAGUGCCCGACCACCCUAGCCUCCGCUGUCCCUUACCUCCUGCCCGACAUGCUGGUGCAACAUCAGUGUGGUACUGCUGCUGGCAUGGACGGUUUUGUAUGGGCUGAUAGAUACCCUGAAUUUGCUCUUCAGUACGGAACAGCCAUGUAAAGAAGGGCUGCCAUAUCCCAACAAGUAAGAACAGCACGGUACCCACGGUGACAGUUCAAACUACAGACAUACCUAUUCCUACGUCUCAAACAGGAACCCAGCACCAUAAGCAUCAACCGCAUGACUGACGGCGUUCUCCAAUCCUCAUUAAGCGGCAGUGGCAUUCAUCUGGCAUUAUUUCAUUCUCCAUAUUCCCUCAUGUCUGGUUUUAUUAUAUGAUGCGUUCUUUAGCAAGCGUUUGAUUUUUGUGUUUGAUUUAUUUUCGCGUUCAUGUUUUCCGUUGUUUUUUGCAUGAAGAACCGGCGGGUCGGCUACCUCAUUUUUGUUCAUGACAUCCCAAGAGGAUCGUUUUUCUUUUGUUCAUGUCUCGCAUACGAUAUCAUCAAGACUGAUAUGCCUCGCGGCUGGAAAUGUUUUCAUUUAUUACCCCUUUUGUGCCGUGGCAUGCGGAAAAAGCGGUGGUUUUUCCUGGACUGGUAUAUAUACCCCAAGCGCUCACUAUAGGCAGUAUUGGCGGCUAGACCGACCACGAAGCCUGCGCCCGGAUAUCAACCUUCCAGUGGAGCCAACCAUCCGUCUUUCUGUGUCGUUGUCUGGAACUCAUUUCGGUACAGGUUGCCGAACAGGCGAUCCAUUCAGUUGGAUUGGUGAGGAUGAGGACACACGGCGCCCACUGACGUGGGAGUCUUUCUCAUCUGGUAUGGGAAAUUCAUUGCCCCGUCGUUUUUUUUCCGGCUCCGGCCCCUUUCCAGGACAAGUCGGGAUGCUGCUUGCUCUUGGAGGGAAGAUUGGUAUAUGUCCUCCACUGCUGGGCCCUCGUCUGCCUCAUCCUCGUGGCUAACGAGUGCGCGUCGGGAGCUCUGAGUGUCCGCUGCGAACGAUCUGUGAUUGCUUCCCACCGUCGACCCUUUGCUCCCUUCACUAGCAGUAUGUUUGUUGACUCCGCCAUGCUCUCUCUUCAUCAGCUUCUACAUCUCCGGCUUGCCUAAAACGCCGGGGCCAUCUCACUAGGCUCAUCCCCUUUGCUCCAGGCUGGUUGUUCAAUUCUUGUUCAUUUCGGUCAUGUUACUUUUGUCCCUGGAGCGGCCUGUGUUUCUUAUAUGCUCUCCAUUGACUGGAGCUGCAGUAUGGGCCAGGAAUCGGAUGCUGGUUUUAACAUUUUGUGCUCUCUGCUCUUUCAGUUUUCAUCGGAGCUGUGCUUCGUGUGCUACUUGCGUUUGUCUUCCAUUCGCUUGUCGUCAAGUUCGCUACUAUACUUUCAGAAAUACGUAAAAAAUAAAACCCAAAAAAAAGUCAAAUUCAAAA
This is a messenger RNA of Trichophyton rubrum CBS 118892, 2352 nucleotides long. RefSeq lists its product as uncharacterized. The coding region runs from base 1 to 1047 and encodes 348 amino acids. NCBI's taxonomy places the organism in Eukaryota, Fungi, Ascomycota, Eurotiomycetes, Onygenales, Arthrodermataceae. The record is from RefSeq and is a predicted model, not a curated record. The transcript has a single exon.